Molecule: messenger RNA, 1894 nt
Organism: Aspergillus aculeatinus CBS 121060
Lineage: Eukaryota; Fungi; Ascomycota; Eurotiomycetes; Eurotiales; Aspergillaceae
Product: t-SNARE syntaxin
Exons: 4
Coding region: 415-1461 (348 amino acids)
Biological process (GO): endoplasmic reticulum to Golgi vesicle-mediated transport; intracellular protein transport; vesicle fusion
Cellular component (GO): SNARE complex; endomembrane system; Golgi membrane
Molecular function (GO): SNAP receptor activity; SNARE binding
Source: RefSeq, a predicted model, not a curated record
UCCCCCAUUCCUCUCGUUCAUCAUGACUAUCUCGUUGUAAUCUCCGCCUCUCUUCCCCGUCAACACAUUGACUCUCCGCUUCUCCUUUCCUCUCUUCCCCUUCCCAACCCAAGUAACGUGCUCUCCACUAUCUCUCCCUAAGUCGACCUCCGUCUCCGCCCCGACGAAAACGAACGGACACGUCUCCAGUCGCCUGCCUCCUUAUCGAUUAGUCCGGACUCCGUGCCGUAUAAUCAAUCCCCUCCCCAUCGCACCGCACCCGACCGUUGGUUCUAGAUUCGGCGAUUGGCAUCCCUUCGACUAUCCUCGGAGUAUAGUGAUUGUGCCUCGCUUACUGCUCACGUCCAUCGCACCUUUGCUCAAUCGACCUCCCCAUCCACCACCACCACCCUACCAACGACCCUCACACGCACAAUGGCCGGCCCGUCCAUCCAGGAUCGCACGGGCGAGUUCCACGCCAUUCUCGGCCAGGCCCAGAAACGCCUAGCCUCCAGCAAAGUCGGCCCUCAGCGCCAGGCCCUCCUGUCCGAUGCGCAGCGCCGACAAGCCAAUGGGUCCGCCGAUGCACAACACCCGGGGAAGCGACGGUCGGAGUUUGCGCGGAGAGCCGUGGAGAUCGGACGCGGGAUCACGGCGACGACCGCCAAGUUGCAGCGGCUGGCUGAGUUGGCCAAACGCAAGACACUCUUCGACGACAGACCGGUCGAAAUCUCCGAGUUGACCUAUGUCAUCAAGCAAGAUCUCGCUUCCCUGAACCAACAGAUCGCCUCGUUGCAAGCGCUCACCCUCUCCCAACAUCCGAAGAACACUCGGUCCAAAGCGGACCAGGAAGGCGAGCAUAAUGAUAAUGUGGUCGUGAUGCUCCAAGGCAAACUGGCCGACGUGGGCGCCAACUUCAAGGACGUCCUCGAAGUGCGCACGAAGAACAUCCAAGCGUCGCGCUCGCGCACCGAGAACUUCGUCUCCUCCGUCUCGCAGAAGUCCCACACGGCCCUCGACCCCCAGCGCUCCGACUCCCCGCUCUACAACCCCUCCGGCCGGCGGACGCCCCAGCCCGGCGGCGGCGGCGGCGGCGGCGCGGACCUUUUGACUCUGGAACCCACGAACCCGUCGCCGCUGGGCCGGCCGUCGAUCCACUCGGACCAGCAGCUCCUCGUGAUGGAGGAGGCGCAGACGAACAACGCCUACAUCCAGGGCCGCGGCGAGGCGAUCGAGGCGAUCGAGCGCACCAUCAGCGAGCUGGGCGGGAUCUUCGGGCAGCUGGCCCAGAUGGUCAGCGAGCAGUCGGAGAUGAUCCAGCGCAUCGACGCCAACACGGAGGACGUGGUGGACAACGUGCAGGGCGCGCAGCGCGAGCUGAUGAAGUACUGGACCCGGGUGUCGGGCAACCGCUGGCUGAUCGCCAAGAUGUUUGGCAUUUUAAUGAUCUUCUUCCUCCUCUGGGUGUUAAUAUCAGGAUAAAGACACCCUUCCCUCUCCCUCAAACACAAACCCCUCCCCCUCAACAUAAUGUAUUAAUACCAGGUCCAUGUUCGUAUCUUGCUGCGCCUGAACGAAAUCAUGUAGCCCUCCUUUUUUUUUUUUUCUAAUACACCGCUACACCCUUUCCUUUGUGAUAUGUGUGUGUGAGUGAGUGUAUGUGUGUGCAUGACCUACCUCACGCAGGGGGCAGGCUUUGCCCGCCCUUCUUCAUUCUUGCUUCUUUCCAAUUCGACCCAACCAUUUUGGCCAUGGCUAGAUCUUCCAUGUGAAACCCUUUUCAUCUCUCUGCCGAGUGCCCAUGUCACUACUACCACCGCCAACGCCAUCCCCCCAAAUCCCUCCUUCCCGUCGUGCUUGACAGUUGAAACGCAAGCAUGACUUCAUGUGCAUAAUGGGCUCACGAGUGUCGUCG